This is a messenger RNA of Lycium ferocissimum, 1446 nucleotides long. RefSeq lists its product as uncharacterized. The coding region runs from base 1 to 903 and encodes 300 amino acids. The transcript has 10 exons. Lineage: Eukaryota; Viridiplantae; Streptophyta; Magnoliopsida; Solanales; Solanaceae. The record is from RefSeq and is a predicted model, not a curated record.
AUGCAGAUUUUUCCUAUUCAAUCCAUUGUUUCUCCUCUCACUAACACAACCCUAGUCUCUUUCCAUAAACCCUUUAAUUUAAGUCCUUUUUCCAUUAAGAAAAACCCCAAAUGGAAAGUUGCAGCUUUGGGUAGUGUUUUGAAGGCAAAUCAUGGUUUGCGAACCAAGAAGCGCAAUGUGGUAUGCUCAGCUGCUGAAAAGGGGGACUCGUGUAGUGAUGUGAAACGAAAAAGAAAAGUAGUUGAACACGUGUGUCUGCUCAAAGGAAAGGAGGACUUAUCUGAAGAACAGGAGAAAGAUAUGCUGGAUUAUCUUUAUACAACCCAAUAUCAAAUGCGUGGCAUUCUUUCCAUCUCAUUAGGACGCGUCUCUGGUGGGAAUGAUGAUAAAUAUAGCCACGCUAUCUACAUGCGCUUUCAAAAGAAGGAGGAUCUGUUGAAGUUCUAUGAGAACCAAUUCUAUGUGGGAGUCCUUAAGGACCAUGUAGUGCCUAACUGCCAUGAGAUUAUCAAUGCCGACUUUGAGUCUGAAGUAGAAGAUGACAUACUGUCAAUAUUUCGAAAAGGGGAGGAGUUCAACUAUGGCGUGGAGCUUGUACUUCUCAUAGCAUUUGAUAAGAGUUCUUUGGAUGGUCCUGCCGAAAAUGCUUUGCUCGCUCUGUCAAAACUGACAAUGGAGUUCCCAUCCUUGAUCGUUCAGGCUACUACCGGUUCGAAUUUUAACAUUUCCAGUGUAGAAUAUACUCAUGGUGUAGUAAUACGGUUUCGCUCUUCGGAGGCCUUCCAGAUGUUCAUGAACAGUACAGAAUACAAUAAUAUGUGGAGAUCAAAAUUACAGCCAAUUGUCCAAAAACAUCUUUCUGUUCCUUUCUCAAUUGAUCCAGUGGGCACAGAGCUUAUGUAGCAAAAAUUUCAUCCCGUUGGUUCACUUGUGCUCCUUUGGCCUCAGUUACAUAUAAAGCAUUUAAAAAUCUUAUUUUUUAUAUCGACCGACCAUGGUGGCUUUGAGAUGCCUUCACCACUUUGAAAUGCUUCUUCCAGGCAAACAGCAGGUAGGAAAGUACCAGUUGCCUCAUAUCAAGAUUGUCAUACAUCUGGGAAUUCACCUUGAAAUGCUUCAAAAUGAAAUGUUGGACUGCUUGGAGAACUUACUAAUAGAAUCUUCCUAUGUAGAUGUACUAUAGUACACGUUUUUCACAUUUGUAUCAUAAUGUAUCCGAUGGAUCGAAAAGCUAGCUGGUUUCUCCACCAGUAAGGCUAUAAUUGCUUAGGAUAGAAAAUAUGGGAGAAAAAUUUACAUUAUUGGCUGCUUUUGAAUCUAGCUAGUUGACUUCUUUGCAUCAGCCGCAGUUUUUGUUUUGAAUGGACAUAAUUUAAUCAAAAGUCGGUCAGUGAUCCCAAUGUGAUUGGUUACUAGCAAUAUUAGAAAUUUGUCUUUUGGCAUGUA